Molecule: messenger RNA, 3676 nt
Organism: Alligator mississippiensis (American alligator)
Lineage: Eukaryota; Metazoa; Chordata; Crocodylia; Alligatoridae
Gene: KANSL3
Product: KAT8 regulatory NSL complex subunit 3
Exons: 23
Coding region: 118-3522 (1134 amino acids)
Biological process (GO): positive regulation of transcription by RNA polymerase II
Cellular component (GO): NSL complex
Source: RefSeq, a predicted model, not a curated record
UUCCGGGCUUUGCGGCCGGCCGGGCAGUGGCGCGUGCGCAGUAGGCGGCAAGCCCAGGCCCGAGGCGGCCGCGGGCCUUGGGCUGCAGCAGGAUGCGGGGCUGAAGCCCACAAAGAUAUGUGGGGCCGAGCCACUGAGCGCGACUUCCAGACGUCAGCCCACAGGAUGGGGACCUCUCUGCUCUUCCAGCUCUCUGUCCAUGAGCGUGAACUGGACCUGGUCUUCUUGGACCACAGCUACGCCAAGCCAUGGACCGCCCACCCCGACGCCAGCAGUGCCCGACCCACCCGCACACUUUUUGUCACACCGCGACGGCACCAGGACGCUGCCAUCGAGGUGGACCUUCCCAUCGAUGUGGAGACAGUCAUGCCCAUGCCCAUCCCACUCUACGACAACCAGAAGGCCCGCAGCGUGAUGAACGAGUGCGAGCGCCAUGUCAUCUUUGCCCGCACAGAUGCUGAUGCACCCCCACCGCCCGAGGACUGGGAGGAUCAUAUGAACAGGUCGGGCUGGACGAUAGGACAGAACAAGCUCUUCAAUAAGAUCCACAAAGCCCUGCAGUCCGACCGGCUGGCCCGCUUGGCCAGUGAAGGGGCAUGCAGUGAGCCGGUGCUGAGGAGGAUUGCAGUGGACAAGUGUGCUCGGCGUGUGCGCCAAGCCCUGGCCAGCGUGAGCUGGGACACCAAGCUGAUCCAGUGGCUUCACACCACGCUGGUGGAGACCCUCAGUCUGCCCAUGUUGGCCGCCUACCUGGAUGCCCUGCAGACACUAAAGGGAAAGAUCCCCACUCUGAUCGACAGGAUGCUCCUGUCUUCCACUACUAAAACAGGGGCUGCUGGUGCUGAGGCCCUGUCCCUUCUGUUGAAGAGACCCUGGGACCCGGCCGUGGGCGUCUUGUCACACAACAAACCAAGCAAACUCCCUGGCUCCCCCCUCAUCCUGAUUGCCUCUUCCGGCCCCUCCAGCUCCAUGUUCCCCACCUCCCGGCGGCACCGCUUCUGGCAGUCACAACUCUCCUGCCUAGGCAAGGUGAUCCCAAUAGCCACCCAUCUCCUGAACAAUGGCAAUGGGGUGGGAGUGCUGCAGUGUCUGGAGCACAUGAUUGGUGCAGUGAGAGGCAAGGUGGUGGAGAUCCACAGUCACUUCUCCCACAAGCCGGUCAUCCUCAUUGGGUGGAAUACAGGAGCGUUGGUAGCCUGUCAUGUCUCGGUGCUAGAGUAUGUCACUGCCAUCGUGUGCCUUGGAUUCCCACUUCUGACAGUGGAAGGACCCAGAGGGGACGUGGAUGACCCCCUCUUGGACAUGAAGACACCUGUGCUUUUUGUCAUUGGCCAGAACUCACUGCAGUGCAAUGUUGAGGCCAUGGAGGAUUUCCGGGAGAAGAUCCGUGCUGAGAACAGCAUGGUGGUGGUGGGCGGGGCUGAUGACAACCUCCGGAUAAGCAAAGCCAAGAAGAAGUUGGAAGGGCUGACCCAGAGCAUGGUGGACCGUUGCAUUCAGGAUGAAAUUGCCGACUUUCUGACCGGAGUCCUGACCCGGUCGGAGAAUCACACUGGCUCUGACCCUCGCGACCUUGAUGCCGAGAAGAAAAAGAAGCCACGGGACCCAACCAGGAGGGACCUGUCAUUCGACUUGCCAGAAAGAACCAGCCGACCCGCAUCCCCAGCUGCCAAGGUGCCGGCCUCGCCUUCCGGCUCAGAGGACCUCUCCAGCGUCUCCAGCAGCCCCACUUCGAGUCCCAAGAUCAAAGUGGCCACUGUGCCAGCUGUCCAGAAGCCCAGCCAAGUGGGCACCGCUCAGCUGCUGAAGAGGCCAGUGCAGAGGCCAGAAGCAGUCUUGACACACAAGCAGGCUCAAGCUCAGUUCGCUGCUUUUCUGAAACAAAACGUGCUAGUGAGGAAAGCUCUUCCUCCUGGCACCUCUUCAUGUCUCUUUGUGCCUGUCUCAGCUGAGCAGCAAGACGGGGCUGACAAGGAUGAGGCACGCCUGCAGCUGAAGCGGCACCAGACCCCCAGCCCCACCCCAUGCGGCAAGGCAUCCAAGCGGGCCAAGAUUAAGGUGACCAUUGUCUCCCAUGGGGACACAGCCAGCACCGGCACCCAGGCGGAAAUGGCUGCAGGAAAGCCCCUCACCAUGACUGUCGGCCAGGCUGUGCCAGGCACCAAGGAGCUGUCAGGACUCCUCGCCACCCCCAAGCUGAGCUCGGCAGCAGAGACCUCAGCCAUCAGCCCGACCCCCUCAGCUGUGAUCCCCAGCAGCACAGCGCCCAGCGCCUUCCACACCCUCCAGAGCCGGCUGGUGGCCAGCAGUGCCCACUGCCUGCAGACCCAGCCCAGCGGCACUCUCCAAGGCGCUGCCUCGGCUAGCAGCCUCCUGCAGGGCUUGAGCUUCAGCCUGCAGGACAUCGGUACCAAGGCUCCAGCCCUCCCAGUCAGCAGUGUGCCCCCGGGGCCGCCUGUACAGCAGGCCUCAGCUGUGAAAACGCCCGCGACCAUCCAGAACCUGGGUACCAUCACCACGGGUGCGGGGACCAUUGUCCGCACCAUCCCCGUGGCCACGUCCCUGGCACUGGGAGCCUCUGCAGGGGGGAAGCCCACAGCCAUCCACCAGCUGCUGACCAAUGGGGGCCUGGCCAAGCUGGCCAGCAGCCUCCCUGGACUGGCCCAGAUCUCCAACCAGGCCGCAGGCCUGAAGGCCCCAACUACCAUCACGGUGACCCUCCGGGGGCAGCCCAGCCGUGUCACUACACUGAGCCAAGCGGCCAUGGGGGCUCUUCAGUCCCCGCUGGAGGAGCAGCCAGUGCAGCCCCAUGUGCCUCAGGCUCUGGAUGGCGCUACUGGGAACAUGGCCUCCCCCGCUGCCUCCGUGGGCAAGCUGCUGCCUCCGCUGGAUCUCGGCAAAGGCCAGGCCGGCGCAGAGACAGCCCCUGGAGACCCCGCGUCCCACCUGGCGCCUGCAGCAAUGCCAUCCCUAGCGCCCAGCACCAGCCCCAUGAAGACGCUGUAUGUCAUGUCAGAUGCCAAGCUGUCUGCGCUCACCAAGUCCGUGAUGGCUGAGGCGGCCUCCAGUGCCCCGUCAGGCUCCGCUAGCUCCCCCACAGGCACCGUCACCUUCACCGCCUCUGCUCUGGCUGGCACCCCCAGCUCACCCAGUCUGGCCCACACCAAGGUAGGCCCGGUCCUGCAAGCCACCUCCAAGACCGUCAUCCUCACCUCAACGCUGGCUGCUGUGAAGAGCGAUGGGGCCCUGGCCCAUGCUGGGGACAAGGCUGGCCUGUCCAAAGGUGCCGCUGCAGCCCUCGGCCAUGCACUGGGGGCCGUAGAGACACUGGGACGGGUACCCUCUGUGGUGGACGAGGGCAGUACAGUUCUGCACACCCGGGAGACUCUGACCAGCAGGCACUUGCUGCCACAGGGCGUACUACCCACUGGGGCAGGCACCACCCUCAUCGCGCUGAGCGGCAGCCUGGCCAGCCCCUCCAUCAUCACCACAGCUGGGCCCGUGCCCACCCAGAAGCCAUAGACACCUUGGCCACAGUUUGCCACCACCUGCAUCCCUUGAGCCCUGGACACUGGGAGGCAGAGGGGGUGAGGGAGGCACCCAGAUGGGCCCCGAUGAACAUUUCCUUCACUCUGUUUUUCCAUUGCUGUUGAAUAAACCCGUUUCUUCCCCUCUG